UGUGGCGUUAUCGUCUCAACUCUGUGGAUCAAUUUAAGAGCGCUAUUAGGCAACAUUACCUGUUAGAGUGAUGUAACUGCGGUGCCGAGAGAGACGCGUACCAGGCUAUCUUCUCUUAUUUGUAGUGUUUUUUUUUUCUUUUAAAGUAAACAAUUAGCCUAAUGGCAUGUGUUUUGCUCAGUUCCCAAUGUUAACUACGUUUUAGGACCGUGAUUGCCAGAGAGAACCAGCACUUUACAGGCAAGGCUCCAGCGAGAGCGUUUACCCAUCGCGCAUCUGUCGAUUCAGAACACAGUGUAGAAAAAUAUAGAAAUAGCACUAUUGCACUGAACUGAAAAAUGAGGUACGGAUUGGUGGUUGUUACAGCUGGGUUUACAGGUUUGCUCAGCUUUAGCCUCCUCGCUGUGGCCAUCGGGACUGAUUACUGGUACAUAAUCGUCGAUAUGAACAAACCCAACUGCUCAUGUUCAGAGGACCUAAGUUCACAUUCUGGACUGUGGAGAAUUAAUGAAGGAACAAACAUGACCUCAGUCAUCCAUUCUUUCACAGCAAAUAUGUCCAGCCUGUCAGAAGUGGAAAGGCACCUUCUUGGCUUGCACAAGGUGGUGGUCAUCAUGUUGCCCCUCAGCCUGGUCCUGCUGGUGUUCGGAUGGAUCGUUGGACUUGUCAGUUCGUUAGCCAGCAGUCCCAAAUUGCUGGCUGGAUCAGCAUCCUACGUUCUAUUCUGCAGUCUUUUUACCUUGUCGGGGGUGAGCAUCUACAUCAAAUACUCAAACCUGGCCAUGGUGGAGUUCCAGCGUAUUGUGUCUCCAGAGAACCUUGCCCGUGUGGACGUGUCCUUCGGAUGGUCCUUAACCGCAGCCUGGCUGUCCUACAGCAUGGAGUUGGCCACUGGCCUGCUGCUUAUGCUAGCUGCCAGGAUAAGCCAAACGAAAGGACGCUAUGAUUCUGGCGUAGCCAUUGCCUAGUUAUGAAUGGAUAUUAAUUACUGUACAUAUAUACAGCAAUUGUUUCGUCUUUGAAUCUGUUUUUGCAGUGUUUCACAGUAAAUUUAGCUUUUUGUAGUAGGUGUAGCUGAUAAAGCAUUUUGGACGAGUUGAUUCAGCAGUAGGUUUUCUGUGAGACUUGUCUUGAAAUCUUAAAACAACUUAAUCUAUGAGAAAAAUGCAAAUUCCCUGUCCUGCAAUAUGAACACAGGCAAAAUAAGAAUUGAAGAAGCAUGGGACCAUUUUCUUUUUGACGUGUGCUAUACAGAUAUUUUAAGGAGGAGUUCUCCACCUCUUCUACACACUGUACACUGCAGUUAAAUAUGGUUCAUAUCAGUGGAUCAAGAGGUUUCGUUUAAGUGAUUCUGCAGAAGAUAACCACCUCAAUGGAGCAACCUAGAUUCCAGCACAUAGUCACAACUAGUUCAGUUUCUAGUAUUUCAUGAUGGAAAAGCUGCUGCAUUGAUGUUUUAGAGAAAUUUAGCAUUUGGCUGAUUUAAGACAAUUUAAGACAAUAUUGGCUUGUGACUUAAAGAGAAAAUGUUAGUUUGGGCCUCCUGAUUACAAACUUCAUAUACCCAUCCUACUAGUAAGUGCAUGAAUCAUGGAAACAGGGCUGAAGAUCAGUGCAUUCUUGGGGAUUCUGCAAAGUGUUUUCAGCAGUACAGAUGCAUGUGUUGCUGCAUGCUUUGCAGUAGUAGUAUGCUUUUACAACGGCAUGAUAUUUAAAUAUUCCGUCUGUGCUGUCCACCUAGGAAUGAGACUUCUCUCUUCUGCAUAGAAGUAAAAACAACAAAUAUAACAUUUAGCACUUUGUAGUGCUGUAAAGUGUAUUGUGGUGUUCCAUUUGUAUUGUUAACUGAGACAAAAAAGCAAUGAAACUCAAAUCCAGCUGCAUUAUCUACAACAGAAAAAGGAUUGAUCAAAUGUUUUGAAAUGUCUGUGACACACUGUAAUCAACUUCUGCAUUAUGCUCUGAAGAUUUUUUGUUGUGCGACAAUAUCUAAAACAUUAUGCUCUGUA
This is a messenger RNA of Etheostoma spectabile (orangethroat darter), 2009 nucleotides long. RefSeq names its product transmembrane protein 235. Lineage: Eukaryota; Metazoa; Chordata; Actinopteri; Perciformes; Percidae. The record is from RefSeq and is a predicted model, not a curated record. The coding region runs from base 339 to 968 and encodes 209 amino acids. Gene Ontology annotation, cellular component: apical plasma membrane. The transcript is spliced from 4 exons.